AUGCCUGCCAAGGAUCGACCUCAGCGCUCGGCGACGGCCAAGGGCAUCAAGAAGAAUAAGACAACUCUCGUGGUGGGACUUGACUUUGGCACGACUUUCUCUGGCGUUGCGUACGCCCUCUCGACAAAUCCUGAGAAGAUAAGCAUCGUAUCGCGCUAG
This is a messenger RNA of Emericellopsis atlantica, 159 nucleotides long. RefSeq lists its product as uncharacterized. The record is from RefSeq and is a predicted model, not a curated record. The coding region runs from base 1 to 159 and encodes 52 amino acids. The transcript is spliced from 2 exons. NCBI's taxonomy places the organism in Eukaryota, Fungi, Ascomycota, Sordariomycetes, Hypocreales, Bionectriaceae.